Molecule: messenger RNA, 903 nt
Organism: Micromonas pusilla CCMP1545
Lineage: Eukaryota; Viridiplantae; Chlorophyta; Mamiellophyceae; Mamiellales; Mamiellaceae
Exons: 2
Coding region: 1-903 (300 amino acids)
Source: RefSeq, a predicted model, not a curated record
AUGGACGCGCCGCCGACGACGACCGCGGAGGCCCCCGUCGUCGCGACGGACCCGCCCGCGCCGUUCUUGAGCGCGGAGUCGUCGUACGACGCGGACCCGCCGCCGCCGCCGCCGCCCGGGGAGGACGACGCCGCGGACGCGAACGCGGAGGAGACGAAAUCGAGAUCGCCGGAAGCGGACGGGGACGGCGAUUCCGCGACGCCCGCGCCCGCCGUCGUCGACGCGGACGACGACGCGACGCCGAUGUCGCCCGCGGACCCGCUGUUCGCGACCGGGGCGGCGAUCCAGGAGGACGCCUCCGACGCGCCCGACGUCGACGCCGCGGCGCCGCCCGCGGCGACCGCGCGUCGUCGACCGCAGACCGCGCGUCCGUCGCGAGGAGGGGCGUCGUCCGCGAGCGCGAGCGAGUCGUCGAAACCCCUCCCUGGGAAACCCUCGAGCGCGUCGUCGCGCCCGAAGAGCGCGAUGCGCCCGGCGAGCGGCCUGAAGUCCUCGCGUCCGACGAGCGCGGCGUUAACAUUCUCCGCGUCGGACUUCCCGAAAACCUGGGGCUCCCGCCCCGGCACCGCGAAGACGGACGCCUCCGGGAAGACGAACUGGUCGUGGGCCUCCUACCAAUCCUGCCCCGCGCCCUACGAACAUCUCAUCCCGUCGCGAUGGAAAGACGGGACGCUCUCGAAGGACGAAGCGAGCGCCCUGGGCGACCGUCUGUAUCGCGACGCGAAGCGAAGGCACGCGAGCGCGGUCGAUAGGAUGAACGUUCAGCCGGCGAAGACGCGGUGGAGCGGCCGCGAACGAAAGACGCGGGAAGAGCUCGCCGAGGCGUUCGAUCGCCUCGCCGCCGACGGCGUGAGGCGCGUUCUAUCUCACACUGAUCCCCAUACGACCGCGUCGGCGUGGUGA